AUGGUGAAAAAGUCCCCAUUUGCUCCGAUUCCGAUCCCAUCCUCCAAUGUUCUCUCUUUUCUAUUUCCCCCAGGUUCACCCUUGCGUUCCGCCACAAAGCCCAUCUGGAUCGAUUCUGCAGAUCCGACCCUUCAGCUGACAACAGCUGCUGCAUUGGAUUGGGUGAAGCGUUUGUGUUCUGGCCUUGAGAAUUUCAAGGACCAGGCCUCUGGUCAACAGGUAGUUAAGAAGGGCGAAGUAGUCCUCAUUUUCACUCCGAAUCAAAUUUUUGUCCCAGUUGCGUAUUUGGGUAUCGUUGGGUCAGGACGGAUCUUCAGCGGAAUAAAUCCUGGCUAUAGCGUCAAUGAGGUCGUAUAUCAAAUGAAUAACACCGAGGCCAAAGUUAUCCUUGUCCAUCCCUCUCUCCUUGACACAGCUGUAGCAGCAGCAAGGCAGGCCGGGAUUCCAACCGACCGUAUAUUUCAGUUUUCGGAAACAGAAGUCCCUAUGCGGGACGGCGUUCGGGACUGGCGAGAAUUGUUAGCGAACCUCGAGGCCUCCCGUGACUACCAAUGGCCAGAAUUAAGUGAAAAUGAAGCUGCAAACACGAUUGCGACAAUCAACUACUCGUCUGGCACCACUGGUUUACCUAAAGGUGUCUGCGUCAGCCACCGAAAUUUGAUCGCCAACAUUCUGCAGUCAAAUUACAUUCGCAAUGCGUUGGUUCAAUAUGGUCCCGAGGGCCCUCCGCAGCAUCGCUGGAUUGGUUUUUUGCCGCUGUACCAUGUGUACGGGCAGAUGAUGACAAUACUUCAUGCUGUACGCAACCAAGUUCCUAUAUACGUGAUGAAAAAGUUCGUCUUCGAAGACUAUCUUCGCGCUAUACAGGAUUAUAAAAUUACUUACCUGCACGUGGUGCCUCCAAUUAUGGUUAUGCUGAGCAAACGGCCAGAAACGGCCAAAUAUGACUUGAGCAGUGUACUCGAAAUUUCAUGCGGGGCGGCACCGUUAUCACGAGAGCUUCAGAAUGAGGUUGCAGAAAAGUAUGGGGUUAGUAUCAAGCAGGGUUGGGGAAUGACCGAAGUGACGACGGGUGCAAUUCAUGUUCCAGGUGGUGUCGAGGAUAAAACAGGAAGCGCCGGGGUCCUUGAUCCGAAUUGUGAGUGUAAACUGCUAGAUGACGAUGGGAAUGAAGUACCAGAAGGCGAACCCGGUGAAAUGUACAUACGGUCCCCCAAUGUCUCCAUGAAGUACUGGAAGAAUGAGGAGGCUACGAGAGAGACCAUGUUGUCGGAUGGAUGGCUUCGAACCGGUGAUAUCGCCGUCUGCCGCGGUGACUGGUUUUGGAUUGUUGAUAGAAAGAAGGAGCUUAUCAAGGUAAAUGCACUCCAAGUGGCCCCUGCAGAACUCGAAGCGGCGUUGCUCGAAAAUGAUGACAUUGCCGACGCCGCUGUCGUUGGUAUGAAGAUGAACGAUGAGGAAUUCCCUCGAGCAUAUGUUGUGCUCAAGGAUGCCGUGAAACAACGCCCAAACCCACUGACCGGAGAGCAAAUCCAGGAAUGGAUAAAGCCACGAGUUGCAAAGCAUAAGUGGCUAACUGGAGGAGUUGAGCUCAUUGACGAGGUCCCAAAGUUACCGAGCGGCAAGAUUAUGAGAAAGGUAAUGAGAGAGUGGGCAAAGAGGGAUGCGGCGAAAUUUCAGGGGUUACAGAGAGCAAAACUGUAA
Molecule: messenger RNA, 1704 nt
Organism: Coccidioides immitis RS
Lineage: Eukaryota; Fungi; Ascomycota; Eurotiomycetes; Onygenales; Onygenaceae
Product: 4-coumarate:coenzyme A ligase
Exons: 5
Coding region: 1-1704 (567 amino acids)
Biological process (GO): secondary metabolic process
Molecular function (GO): CoA-ligase activity
Source: RefSeq, a predicted model, not a curated record